Molecule: messenger RNA, 1557 nt
Organism: Radiomyces spectabilis
Lineage: Eukaryota; Fungi; Mucoromycota; Mucoromycetes; Mucorales; Radiomycetaceae
Exons: 2
Coding region: 296-1183 (295 amino acids)
Biological process (GO): regulation of transcription by RNA polymerase II
Cellular component (GO): nucleus
Molecular function (GO): RNA polymerase II cis-regulatory region sequence-specific DNA binding; DNA-binding transcription activator activity, RNA polymerase II-specific
Source: RefSeq, a predicted model, not a curated record
CAUCCCUUGAAAUCUCUGUGCACUUCCUCGACAUCCAAUGUGGCAUAAUGCAUCCAGGGCACUGUUUGUUAUUUUCUUUUAACUGGCUCUUCCUUGUGAUCCCAUCCUACUUUAAGACCAAGCGGUAUUAUUUAUUUAUAAACAAGAUCAUCUUCGGUUUUUCUUUUAAUUUUAUAACGCUUCUUUCUACUUUUCCUUCCUUCGUGCUUCAUCAUAAACGAAAAGAGAAAAAAAAAGCCAUUCAUCUCUUUUAAAUAAUCUCAUUGCUUGCUUGAUUUUGUGCUUUUUAUUUUUAAUGAUUGACUGUUUUCCAUCGUUGUUAUCUUCAUGUCAUAUGAAUUCGCUUCCCUUUGAUUCCGACGACAAUAACCACCCAACGAAUGAAGAUACUAAUAUCAACUAUGAUGUUUUUUCGGAGCCAUCGUUUUCCCCGUCGAUCUCGGCCGAUCUUGCCACCAAGAAAAAGCAAUACCCAUGCACCGUAUGUCAAAAAUGCUUCAGUCGUCCCAGUGCUCUACGCACUCACUCGUAUACCCAUACCGGUGAGAAGCCAUUCCAAUGCACCAGCCCUGGGUGCGGUCGUCGAUUUGCUGUGAUUAGUAACCUGCGUCGCCAUUUUAAGGUCCACAAGAAGACACCGGUAACGAAUCGAUUGACGGCCGAAGAACGCAUGAAACAUGUACAACGAUUAAUGGCACAAACCGUGGCUCCAAUGCCACCUACCCCCUUCCAUACCACCUACACCACCGGUGACGUGGAGAAACCACCGGGGUUACCACCAAAGUGGAGGUAUACAUCUCCCUGGGUACAACCUCUGCUUCCUUGUCCCGGAACUUUCAAUUCGUCCAUGGUCUAUCCAACCAUGCGAAAUCAAGAGAUCGCACCUUGUCACCCAUACACCAUGUCCACCACCAGGCGAUACGAUUUGGAUUGGUAUGACAAUCCAUCCCUGAUCGCUUCGCCCACAUCGUCCGCUUCGUCAUAUUCCACGAUUUCGUCGUCAUCGUCUUCUUCAUCCUCGUCGCCUCUGCCUUCUUCAUCUUCUACAUUUUCAAAUACCUUUGGACCCACCACUUCCUCCUCCGCUAUGCCUACCUCUGGUAUCUGGCCACUCUACAACAACAGCAGAUUAACGGACAAUGAUCCUUUGUAUUCCGUACCCAUUUCAGCUCCUUCACUGUGACCUGUGCCUAAGCCAUGCUAUGCAUUUACUCAUCUACUCAUGCCUAAGAGGUUCAAUUCUCUUCAUGUUAUAUAAUAUUGUAGUAUCUAUCAUCCAGUUUCCCAAUGUCUCUCGAUCGUUAUUUAUGAUUCGUUUCUCCUAUUUCUGGUUUCUUCUCUAGUUUUUUUCUUUUCGCUUUCACACAUCCUAUUGCACCUUAUCCCCAAUCCUCUCACUUUAUGAUUGACCGUUUAUAUUUGUGCAUUUUGUUUUGUUAAUUUUUCAACUUUUUGUGUUACUAAAUAGCAAGCAGACACCAUCGUGCUCUCGUUUCUCUUUUUUUUCAGUCGAAUAUGGGUUGAAUGAUUAUGUUUGCAAGACCAAAUAGAGUUUGA